This is a messenger RNA of Daucus carota subsp. sativus, 2253 nucleotides long. RefSeq lists its product as uncharacterized. Gene Ontology annotation, molecular function: transcription corepressor activity. Gene Ontology annotation, biological process: DNA-templated transcription. NCBI's taxonomy places the organism in Eukaryota, Viridiplantae, Streptophyta, Magnoliopsida, Apiales, Apiaceae. Gene Ontology annotation, cellular component: nucleus. The transcript is spliced from 10 exons. The record is from RefSeq and is a predicted model, not a curated record. The coding region runs from base 174 to 1949 and encodes 591 amino acids.
AUUGAAAUUCUUAAUAGCGGUUAUUGGUUUGUUCUUUUUUCCUUUCCCUUUCAAAAUAGGAAACAAUUUAGUGAUUAGAAAAAGCUCCUGUUCAUUACCAAAAGUAAAGUUUAUUAGCAAUCGGCGAUGGGGGAUAUAUAGAUUCCGAGCGAGAAAGAAAGGGAGGAGAAGAGAUGAGAAACAGCAACAAUACGAGUGUUCCAGUGAGCGAAAUGUACUGGUCACUUGUGGCUAAAGCCGAUAAGAAGUUCUCUAAAAUUAGGGAUUUGCCUUAUUACGAACGCAACAGGUACGAUACAUACUUUUCUAAGGUGUUCAAGGCCUAUACACAGCUGUGGAAGUUUCAGCAAGAGAAUCGGCAGAAGCUGGUGGAAGCAGGGCUUAAGAGAUGGGAGAUUGGGGACAUUGCAUCAAGGAUUGGGCAGUUAUACUUUGGGCAGUAUAUGAGGACAAGUGAUCGUAGUUAUUUGUCAGAGUCAUAUAUAUUUUAUGAAGCAGUGUUGACUAGGGAGUAUUUUCGGGAUGGAUUUUCUCAGGAUCUGAAUCUUGCUAUAAAGCAAUUGAGAUUCCUUGCUAGGUUUUUGACAGUGUGUUUGGUGAUGAGCAGACGAGAAAUGGUUUUCCAGUUGGUUAAUCAACUGAAAAUGUUGCUUGAUGAGUGCAAAAGAAUCUUUCAGGAAACUGACUUUAGAGAAUGGAAGGUGGUUGUUCAGGAGAUAGGUAAAUUUCUGAAGGCUGAUACCGGUUUAAUGAAUUUCAGACCUUUGAGAUACAGUCUUGUACUAGAUCGUCACCCUGAUUAUAUACCUCAUAUUGCUGAUGCCAAGAGAAAGCUCAAACUUAGAGAAGCAAUACUAUGCAGCUACCAUCCUAAUGAGAUCAAAUUUUCAGAGCUCACGCUUGAUACUUUCAGAAUGCUUCAAUGUCUGGAGUGGGAACCCAGUGGCUCAUUUUACCAGUCAACUGGUGCUGCAUCCGGCACUGUUCACAAGGGAGCCUCUGGCCCUAGUCGCAUAAACUACACACAGGAUAUAGCUGAUCCUACUUUGCCUGCUAACCCACGCAAAGCCAUGCUCUAUCGUCCAUCUGCUACACAUUUUAUUGCAGUGCUGGCAACUUUGUGUGAGGAGCUUCCUCCUGACGGAGUUCUAUUAGUUUAUGUAUCUGCUUCAGGAAGUAUUGGACAUUUAGGUAAUGCUGACAACAAUAUCUUGAACUCGGAGCUUGGUUAUAUGCAGCUUGAAGAGGCUAGUACUCCUACUGGCUGCUUGCAAAUCGGUGCUCGAGGCGAUGGAGGUUUAAAUUGCAUAUAUCCUUGUGACUUCAUUCCAUUUACAAGAAGGCCACUAUUUUUGAUUAUUGACAGUAGUAUGAGUGAAUCAUUCAAGGCCAUAAGUGGAACAGAAAAAGGAGAGCGUAUUGCGAUGCUUCUGUCUCCAACCUUUUCGUCUCCUACACCUGGACUUUUAGAUUCUAUUCCUCAGCCAAGUGGAAGCAUGUUUACCAGUUUCCUCACAGCUCCUUUGCAGGCUUUUCUUAUGUUGAUUGGAAUUUCAGGCUCUGAUAUUGAAAUGGAUUUGUAUAACAAAGGGGACAAGCUGUUGUCCUCCUUAUUGGAUCAUUGGGGAUCAGUGUUGAUAACUUCAGAGGGUCUUGAUCUUGUUUGGGUGCAAGUAUUGAGUGAUCCAUUCCUCAGACGCUUGCUAUUACGGUUUAUGUUUUGUCAGACUGUUCUCACAUUACAUGCUCAUACUUUUAACAAGAAAGAAUAUCUUCCUCAAUGUUUGCCUUGCCUCCCAAAGGCUGUUUCCCCAGUGACUGCAGCAUCUCAAACAGCACUGCUCCAAAUAGCAAGCGUCUUUGGCGCCUCCAAUAGAUUCAUCUUCUCGGAAGGAAUUACGAUUCACGGAGAUGCACAAACAGCGAUUGAUGAGCCUAUAUCAACUUAGAGAAGAGGCUAGGAACAUCUCAGAAAAUGUAAAUUGUGUGAGAGUCUAUCUUCCCUGUCUAUGUUUUCAGUUUUAUGCUUUGAUAUCCUAUGAUUUUUGGCUCUUACGUAACUUCUGCAUGUGACAAUAGUCCUGGGCUAUUUUGUAACAUGUCUUAUAGUUAUAGUGGCCAUAAUAAUCUUUUGAGGAUUGUAUGUUUGAUUUGUUUGGUUCAAACUUCGACGGACCCUCUUGAUCUGUUCAAGUUUAUAGGUUGUUGCUUGGUUGAUGUUAGUGACUAUAGAAGAAACUUUGCAGCUGCCCA